Molecule: messenger RNA, 4681 nt
Organism: Micropterus salmoides (largemouth bass)
Lineage: Eukaryota; Metazoa; Chordata; Actinopteri; Centrarchiformes; Centrarchidae
Product: alpha-(1,3)-fucosyltransferase 7-like
Exons: 3
Coding region: 1103-2143 (346 amino acids)
Cellular component (GO): membrane
Molecular function (GO): alpha-(1->3)-fucosyltransferase activity
Source: RefSeq, a predicted model, not a curated record
CAGGAAGAGGAAGACCAGCUUGUGGGUUACAAAUCUAAAACUGGCAAAGGUAAUUUUUUUGAUCACCACUAGCUGAUGGCUGUGCCAGUUCUGCAAACAGCAGAUGCAUGAGCAGUUUUAAAACGUACAUAAAUGAGUGUGAAGCAGAGUGACACGGUGGCAGGCGUCUGUGGCGAUGGGCAGGGGUUUCACCACCUGUAACCCUAACCGAUAAAUGACUCUUAGUUGCCGUUUGUUUCGUUCUGCUGGCAACUGACUGAUGUUGCACAACUGUCACACCCUGCCACCAAGUAGCUGGGUGUGUGUGCAUAAAGUGUCAAGUGAGAGAUGAGUCAAAAGGUUGAGGAGGGGGCAGGAUUUCCUUUAUAUUCUAAGAUGUGUUGAGUAGGACAAAGCUCUCUGGACAGUCAUCAUGUCACCCAGGGUGUGCCAUCUUUAGAAAACAUCUUUCUGCCAGUCUCAUUUCACAAGAUGCGUCAUCAUCAACCCACACAAAACAGUUAGAAGGUAAGUGGCAACAUCUCUGCCAACCAAGUUUUUAUUUCAUUAAAAUCCACUCGCUAAGCUGAUAUCGAUGUUUUUACUUUUGAUUCAUCGUGUACAGAAUGCUACUGUAUGUGUCCUUGGGGUGAUGGAAAUUGUACAAAAAUUGGGUUUUAUAAGGAUUUUUAUUUGAGUUUUUUUUCCUCUUAAAAUGUGAUUUAAAAAAAAAGUUUGUGGUGUAUCCAGCUAUAGGGGCCAUCUUUAGAAAACCUUUUUUUGACAUUAAUAUUUCACAAGAUGCGUCAUCAUCAACCCACACAAAAAAGUUAUAAAAGUAUUCUUAUCAGAAGUUAUUAUUAUUAAAGCAUACAGAUAAAUAUUUGUGGUUUGUCAUAUAAAUGACUUUGAUCAGUCACCUGCAAACUAGUUUUAUUUAAGCAUAAAUCUUUAACAUUUUUUUUUGAGCAGUUACAAGCAAUGCUGUGCAAUACUGAUGAAAUCCUCCAUCAGAAGCAGAACACACUGUUCUUAUUGAAAACACUGAACACAGGGGAAGACAGACAGAGGAGUUACAUAUCCGGAAUCUGUGCCCUUUUGACCUGGAAAACACCUGGCAGCCAUGACAACAUCUGGAUCCCGAGCCUUUGUCAUUGUCCUCCUCCUCCUCGGCUCCCUCUCAUCCCUGCUUUAUUACAUCUUAUUGAAUGAGAAGCUCUGUCUGCAGAAAUAUCAUCUAGAUGUUCCUCAGAGAAACAUCAGCAUCCUGCUUUGGCACUGGCCGUUCGGCCGCUCAUACCAGCUUGACGGGAACAAAUGCCUCGAGAUGUACAACAUCAGCCGAUGUUUCCUUACUCAUAACAUCUCUUCUUUCUCUACGGCCGAUGUGGUUGUCUUCCACCACCAGGAGCUGAGCAGAGGUCUGUCCUCAAUGCCCCUGCACCAGCAUCGCCCCGCCUCCCAGCACUGGGUGUGGUUGUCAAUGGAGCCUCCUAUCAACAAUGCGAACCUCACACAGCUGAACGGCCUCUUCAACUGGACGAUGAGCUACAGACGUGAUGCAGACAUAUCUAUCCCUUAUGGAAAGACCAUGCUAGGAGGUGAUGGACUAGGCUUUCAGGCUCCUCUAAAUCGCUCCUGUUUUGUCAGCUGGGUGGUCAGCAGAUAUCGGCCUCACCAGGCUCGGGCUGUUGUUUACCAAAGUCUGAAGAAGUAUAUACCCAUAGAGGUGUACGGCAAGUGGAACAAAAAACCCCUGUCAGACAAAGAGCUGUUGCCCACCAUUGCAAAGUGUCUUUUUUACCUGUCUUUUGAGAACUCUGAGACGACAGACUAUAUCAGCGAGAAGCUCUGGAGAAACGCUUUCCAAGCAGGGGCCGUGCCAGUGGUACUCGGACCCAGCAGGGCCACGUAUGAGGCACUGGCUCCCCCUGGUUCCUUUAUCCAUGUCUCUGAUUUCAAGAGCACAGCAGACCUGGCAGCCUAUCUGAAGCAUGUGGCUGCAGACCGGCAGGCCUAUGAGGAGUACUUCCAGUGGCGCAGCACCCACAGAAUUAAAACCAUCACUGACUGGAGAGAAAGGCUUUGUCACAUCUGUGUUAAGUACUCCAGUUUACCAGCGAAUAGAGUCUAUCAGGACCUGGACAGCUGGGUUAACAGCUGAAAUUUGAUGUCUUCAGGUUGAUGAGGUGUUGAUUGGGACUGCUGAUACUGCUGUUUUACCACAUGCAAAUGUGAAAUACCAUACAGUGAAAUUUGAUGUAGAAUUACAUGUGUCUCAGUCAGCAAUGCAGCUUUGGUAAGCAGGGAGGAACUGCACAUCACAGAAACAAAUCUCUGUGGUUGGGUGAGUUGGCAGUGCACUGUACAAAAAAGAAGAAGUGGGAACUCAUGUUUGAACCACAGAGGCAAGUUUUUCUUCACAACAAGUUACUGACGACUGUAAACAGUGAUGGGUGUUUCAUUAUUUUUCCUAAGCCUAUAUACGCUUUUCCGGUGCUUUUCAAAAAUAAUUGUUUGCUAAAUAAAUUACAGCUGGUAACCUACUGAGUAAAAGCCAAUAUCAGUUUCACCGGCAACAUUCUAUUUAAUAAGGUUCACUGUCAGGCAUCAUGAUAAAACUAGCAACCAGUGAAUUAAAGAAUAGACUAAUUUCCAAAAUAAAGCCAUGCUCUGCACAACAAGAGAAUUCUGUUAAAAUGUUGAAUCAAUCCAGUGAUCAUCUGACUUUUUUUGAUUUAACCUAUCUACUGAGAUGCACAUUCAUAUGACCCACAAUCUUGGUCUCUGUUACCAUGCCCAUAAAUCUUAAUUGGGCAUGCUGUCAUGACUGUGGCUGAUGGGGGUCAAUAUCUAAAAAAAAUAAGUGUUACCACUUCUUUUAUAUUUUUAAAACUGUUUAUUUUAGAUCCAAUAUUUCCAGGGAUACACCACAUCCUGAAAUAUAUGUACACAUUUUAGUUGAACACAUUUGAAUGUACUCAAGGAACAAACUGUCUCAAUUCACCCCCCUCUCCCCUACCUGAUUUUCUAAAUUUUUGCAUCUGCCCAGCUUAUUAAUAUCUGGCAUAAGUGCAUGUCUCUUUGUACGGCAUACAUCAAGUUAAAGCUCUCCUACUUAACUGCUCUUACAGCUGGGAUGGCAGCUCAAUUCUUUAAUGACUGGUUCUAAGGAAGAUAGGAAUGGCAAAUAUAGCCAAGUUAAAGUAGAUUACUAGUUCAAAAAAUGCUUGAGUAAAGAGUAAAAGCGCAGAAAGUGAAAGGUUAUUGUUCCUAAAAAAUACUUAUUAAAUUAAUUUCUUCCCACCUGAGAAGGUUUGGUUAAGGUUAGACCACGGAAACUACUUGAUUAUUCAAAACUAACUUUCAUUGGAAGAAGGUUAUAAUAGACAUACAACUUUAUUUGUCUUGCAGUAAGCACUUAACAUUUUUACUAAGUGCUUUAACUAAGGGCUAGAGUGUUGACACAAAAUUUGGCAUCAAAAAUUUCUUUUUGGAUUGAAAACAAAAUCGGAACUGAAAAAGAUAACAUUGGCACUGAAACAUUUGUAUUUCAGAAAGUUGUGUUGGUACUGAAAAAACUUUCACUGAAAAAUAAAACACAUUUUAUAAUUAUUCUUCAUUAUGUUCAUGUUAUAAGUGGUAGGUUUUUUACGCUGUCAGAUUUUUUCACUGUCACUGGUUUUAAGUUUCAACUUUCUGUGAGUGUUUUGGCGAGGAGGGGUCUGAGGGGAGGGGCAAGGGGAACAUCAUUUACAUAUAAUCACCACUGUAAUGAGAGAACAUCACCCUUCCAGCAGCUGUCCUCUUGUCCUCUUGUCCUCUUGUCUACCGUCCACUUCAAAGCUUCUGGCAUCACUGCAAAGAAAUAAGUCUGUUUCUCUCUGCAGUUGUUUUCUCACAUUACAACUGGCUGGGUGAGACUCACUGUUUCAUUUCCUCUUUUGGUCCGUAUCAUAGUGCACAUGAAGCUGCAGAAUGCAGUUAGAAAGUGAGUUUUUUAAAAAUAGGCUGUGCAUAAUCUGACAGUGUUUUAACACCAUUAAACUGACUUUGAAUUUACUACAUUUGUUGAAGUAGCUGAAAUAAAGCCAUUGAAUGCUGUUGAGCCAAGAUCCAGAUACGUGCAUCAGGUGCAUUUCUGUAGCUAGUAUGAUGUAUGUGACAAUUCAUAUUUUUACAAGAAUUAAAUUUGGAUUUGAAACCUGAUGGAAUUUUGAUGAAUGCCUAGACUUACAGUUGCAGCUCAAAUAACUUUUUUUUCAAAUAAUUUCAAAUGUACCUGUAGAUGUCAAAAAUUUUAGAUCUAUUUUAACCUCGAUGCCUUUUCAAGGGCAUAUCAACAAACACAUCAUCACUGGAUUAGAUUAUGUGUCUGUGUCUUUUAUUUGUGUUUUUUAUGUCUUCAACUGAAUGUUUCAUCUUCAGUUGCUACCCCUGUAUUUUAUCCCAUCAGUUCAAAGCUUAACAAAUAUAUUUAAAUAUAAUGGGCAACAGUAUAAUACACAUUCAGAUUCCACCACUUUAUCAUCCAAUAAGGAAAUGUUAGUUAGGAAAAUUAUGAAGUAACGGAGAACACUGAAUAAAACUACUGUAUGAACUUAUAGACUCAGUCAGUUUUUAAAGAUAAAUGUGCACAGUCUGCAUAUUCAUGCAUUAUUAUGUCUAUGUCCGCUGAAAUAAAAUGGAGACUUUGGCUGCA